AUGGAGGCGGGAUGCGAGAGUGAGGGAAGCGGCUCGGAGAGCAGCUGGAGCAGUGAGGAGGACGGGAGCAGUGAGGAGGAAUAUUGUGCGGUCAGGCUAACGGACGAUGUAAUUGUCAACGUACUCAACAAAACGCAAAGGGCGUCUUGUCCUGGCAGCCUUGCUGAUCAAAUUCAGGUGCAACAUGCCACUCUGAUGGCAAUGACGGCUGUUGGUCAAGAAUCUGUGAGUUUCCGGGAACGAUGUUUAAGCAAGGUGGAGGCCAUCUCCUGGGUGUUAAUAACUGCAGGAGGGUUUAACGACCUGACGGCACACCUUGACCAACUAAGUCUGAGUGGCCCGUUGAAGAGUCUUUCGCUUUCGGUCCAAGAACCACUGGACCUGAGGGAAUUCUGGAAGCAGAGAGAAGCGGGACUCCAGGAUCAGGAAGGGACAGGACUUCGGGAUCAGGCAGAAGGAGGUCCCCGGAAUCAGGAAGAAGUGGGACUCCGGGGUCAGAGAGAAGCAGGGCUGGGCGUUGCUGCCAACUUUUAUAAGUUGGAGCACUUAGCAUUGUCCUUGGGGACCCCUUCUGCUUCGGAACGUGUCCUGUCAGCGCUGACAUUAUGCUCUGGGCUGACGUCCCUCUCAAUAGACUGCACCUGGGAAGGAUAUGCAGACCUCCAGGGGCAGAUGGGAGCAUGGCUGGGCAUCGCUGCCAACUGUCCUAAGUUGGAGCACUUAGCCUUGUCCUUGGGGACCCAUUCUGCUUCGGAACCUGUUCUGCCGAUGCUGGCAGCGUGCUCUGGGCUGAAGUCUCUCUCAUUAGAAUGCGCCUGGGUGGUCAAAGCAAGGUCCCCACUCGUGUCGACAUAUCUGGAUGCUCCCUGGGCGGAGCUACUCGUGAACCUGACGGGUCUCCAGCGUCUCCAGCUGACCGGGUGCAGCAUCGUGGCUCUUCCAAGCCUUCCAGAGUUGACCCACCUGUCCCUCAGCUUGUGUGCCGGGUUCGAGGGCUUCCCGGAGCUGCCGAAGUUGAAGCAUCUAAAGCUGAGAGAAUGCCACGACUGGGAGCUCCGAGAACCUGUGUUCAAAUUGCUGCCCAGGCUGCAAUGCAAGAUCGAGGAGUGCGACUGGCAGUGCGUGGAAUCCAACGAGUGUCGAGGGGAGCCCACUUUUGAGGUUGACUACACGGCCCGAAAGCAGUGCACGGGCAAGAAGCUCUUAUGUCCAUCUGGAAGCGAUAAAAGCGAAGACUUGGUUGUGAUUGAUGGGGUGUUGGUUGGGCAAAGGGUUGGCGAGGGGAUUGCGAACGCGUCUCAAGAUGACACUGAUGUGGAGGACAGCGAAGCCGAAGCCGAAGCCGAAGCCCGCGCCGAAGAGGAGUACAAGUUUAUGUCCCGGUGUUACAACGAGCGUAUCCGGUCAAGCUCGGCUCGCUCGACUGGCGACCUGCGCCACCUGCCCGAUUUUGGGAUGGCGGACGCGUACCCUAGCCUCCAAGGGCGGGAGGCGAUCGAUGAGUAUCUGUCUUCAGUCAUGAACCAGCAUUUCUGA
This is a messenger RNA of Klebsormidium nitens, 1536 nucleotides long. NCBI's taxonomy places the organism in Eukaryota, Viridiplantae, Streptophyta, Klebsormidiophyceae, Klebsormidiales, Klebsormidiaceae. The record is from the annotation of a GenBank genome assembly.